UACCAUUCACCCACCUGCCACCCCUGGGUGUCACAGAGUGGCAGGGCAUGGCAGAUUCUUGCCGGAACCUCACCUACGUGCGAGACUCGGUAGGACCUGCCACCAGCACCCUGAUGUUCGUGGCCGGCGUGGUGGGCAACGGGCUGGCACUGGGCAUCCUGGGUGCGAGAAGGAAGUCACACCCAUCGGCCUUUGCAGUGCUGGUCACUGGGCUGGCGGUGACAGACCUUCUGGGCACGUGCUUCUUGAGCCCCGCAGUGUUCGUGGCCUAUGCUCGAAAUAGCUCCCUGCUGGGCCUGGCCCACGGUGGGUCGGCGCUGUGUGACACGUUUGCCUUUGCCAUGACUUUCUUUGGCCUGGCCUCCACGCUCAUUCUCUUUGCCAUGGCUGUGGAGCGAUGCCUGGCACUUAGUCAUCCUUACCUGUACGCCCAGCUGGAUGGGCCACGCUGUGCCCGCUUGGCCCUGCCUGUCAUCUAUGCUUUCUGUUGCCUCUUCUGCUCUCUGCCCCUGCUGGGCCUGGGCGAGCAUCAGCAGUACUGUCCCGGGAGCUGGUGUUUCAUCCGUAUGCGCUCCACCCAGCCUGGUGGCUGUGCCUUCUCCCUGGCCUAUGCCAGUCUCGUGGCCCUGCUGGUGACUUCCAUCUUCUUCUGCAAUGGCUCCGUCACUCUCAGCCUCUGCCACAUGUACCGCCAGCAGAGACGCCACCAUGGCUCAUUGGUGCCUACCUCUCGGGCCCGGGAGGACGAAGUUGACCACCUGAUUCUGCUGGCCCUCAUGACAGGCAUCAUGGCUGUGUGCUCCCUGCCUCUCACGAUCCGAGGCUUCACCCAGGCCAUUGCCCCGGACAGCAGUGAGAUGGGGGACCUCCUCGCCUUCCGCUUCAAUGCCUUCAACCCCAUCCUGGACCCCUGGGUCUUCAUCCUUUUCCGAAAGGCUGUCUUCCAACGCCUCAAGCUCUGGCUAUGUUGUUUAUGUGCCCGUUCUGUCCAUGGGGACUUACAGACAACCCUUUCCCGGCCCUCAUCGGGGAGAAGAGACCCACUGGCUCCCACUGCUCUCCAGGCUAAGGAAGGGAACUGGGUGCCCCUGACAUCCUGGGGCACCGGGCAGGUGGCACCAUUGACUGCUGUGCCUCUGUCUGGAGGCGACAGCUGCUCCGUGGGAAAGCCAUCCAAAAGAGAAGCUAUGGUUGCUUGCUCUCUCUGCUGA
Molecule: messenger RNA, 1211 nt
Organism: Microtus ochrogaster (prairie vole)
Lineage: Eukaryota; Metazoa; Chordata; Mammalia; Rodentia; Cricetidae
Gene: Ptgir
Product: prostaglandin I2 receptor
Biological process (GO): positive regulation of cytosolic calcium ion concentration; inflammatory response; negative regulation of smooth muscle cell proliferation
Cellular component (GO): plasma membrane
Molecular function (GO): prostacyclin receptor activity
Source: RefSeq, a predicted model, not a curated record